Molecule: messenger RNA, 2942 nt
Organism: Saccostrea echinata
Lineage: Eukaryota; Metazoa; Mollusca; Bivalvia; Ostreida; Ostreidae
Product: coiled-coil domain-containing protein 13-like
Exons: 17
Coding region: 26-2269 (747 amino acids)
Biological process (GO): non-motile cilium assembly; cytoplasmic microtubule organization
Cellular component (GO): centriolar satellite
Source: RefSeq, a predicted model, not a curated record
AUAAAUUAAAUACAUUCACUGGAUCAUGGCCACAGAAACAGCAAGUGAGACACUAAAGCAACAAUUUUUACUGCUGCAAGAACAGCAACAACAAAAACUGUUAAGACGUAAACAAAGAAAAGAAGAGAAAGAGAAGGAGAAAUCAAGCCUCACUAGUAGAACAAGCUCAUCGGUAGCAUUUGGGGUAGAAGAUAACUUAGACCUUAAGUUAGCUGAUCCCACUGCCAAAUCUAGUUUUGUCUCAGAAGAGCUUGUGGACCACCUUAAUGACCAAAUUAGAGAACUGAAAGAUGAGAAUGCAAGGGUUUACAAGCUCCUCAGUGAGAAAGAUUUUGAAGUUCGUCAAAUUAAAAAGAAGCGAGAAGACCAAGCAAGAGUUUCAGGAGCUGUUACUAAUGAAACAGCUGCAACAAAAAUUGUGGAAUUAUCCAAAAAGGUCCGAGAUCUGAAUGCUGAAUUAGAAUCAGAGAGAACUAAAUCUAGGCAAUAUGGCAAAAAAUGCAUGGAUCUACAGACUCAGCUGAAUAAAAUACCUGAAGAUACUAGGUCAAUGAUAAGUUCAGCGACCAGCCGGUCCACAUUAGAGGAUAAGCCAGAUGAUUCUGUAGAUAUGAAGGCUUUACAAGACAAAUUAAAAUAUGCUGAAAACAAAAUGGCUGAAUUCAGAAACCAGACCUCCGUACUAAAACAGGAACUCAAAAUGGUUCAUAAGGUGCUAAGUCAGGAGCUGGGAGACAAUGUUAACAUUCAGUCACUACUGAACAGCCAGAGCAACUGGAAAGGAAGGGCUCAACAAAUUAUGAUGCUACAAAAGAAGGUUGAUGAGCUAAAGGCAGAAAUUUCUACAAAAAAGCCACAGAAAGAGAAAGAGUAUGAUCUGGAGGCUGAGAUGCUGGGGACUGGAAAUAGUUCUGCUCGACAGAGAACGGCCAUAGAGAAGCACAGAGAACAGCUGAGAAAGAUCGAGAAAGAGAGGAAGGAAUCUCAGGAAAAAGCUGCCAACGAGCUCAAGGCAUUAGAAGAAGAACAUGCAGCAUUAAAGAAGAAGUUUGAUGCUGCCAGAACUAGAAAUAGUGUGCUAGCAAAUCAAAACAAGGGCAUAAAAGAGCAGAUGAAGACAUUGUUGGAUAAAGGACACCAUGAUGAUGAACUUAUUCAGGCUUUGAUGAAACAACAGAGCCAUCUACAGCAAUUGUUGGAGCAGACUGCCAAUCAGCAAAAAGAAACAUCACAGAAGUCACAAAACGAAAUUAAACAAAUGUCCAUGAAAACCCAACAGGACAGUAAUGUGGUGGAACAACUCAAGGCCAUUGUUGCUGAAAAAGAAGCCAAAGUUCACAGGCUAGAAGAUGAGAUUCAGCAACUUAAACUCAAUCAUCUACAGAGAGCUCAGAUGGAGUCGGCAAAUAUGCUUUUCCAGCCAGCAGGACAAAGACCACCCUCCUCAGCUCAGGUGACCCAGAGGGAUUCCAGACCUGCAACAGCUGAAAAUGGGGACAUCCAGCUGGACUUCCAGUUAGAUCCACACACCCCAUCAAGUUCAAGAAUGAGUGAUAAACCUCCAGUCAUAAACAGUGCACUGGACCGGUGUCCCUCUGUCACCAGUACAGUAGACACAGCACGUCCACCAUCCAGAAAAAUGGACAACAAUACAGCAGAGGUGACCAGGAGUGCCUCUAGGAAAGGAACCAUACGCACACCUUCAUUUCACAUGAGUAAUACUGAUAAACAAGCCAUGGCUGAACUCCAGGCCCAAUGUCAGGAAUACAAGACUAUAUAUCAGGUGGCUCAGGUGGAAAGAGAUAAACUAUCGGAACUAGUCAAGGUGUUAGAAAAGAGGAAUGAGGAAGCUUCCCAAAAAUAUUUAGAAUGUCAGAAUGAACUUGUCCAACAGAGACGCAAGAAUGCUCUGCUUGAAAAACAGGUCGGCAAAAGUAAAAUAGAUCAGACUGGAACAAAAGGGGGAAGUGCUGCAGUUGGAAAGAAAAAGGUGCUUGGAAACAGGGCUAGCAGCAUGACAAAUGUGUCAGUGUCAGCCAGUUUUUCUGCAGGUUUGACAAAUGAAGAGAACGAAUUUGAAGAUUAUGAGGAAAUAAAAACGAAUCUGGAGAUUCAGAGGGAUGAAAAUGAAGCUCUGAAAGCAGCCUUACAAAGUACUCUUAAGGCAAAAGAAGAGGAUCUCCGAAUGUUUGGAGAAAUGAUGGAAGAGACAAAGCAAGUGUUUCUACAGGCACUGAGACAGUACAAACAAAAUGCACAAGGAACAUAGUCUUAAUAAUUAGGAAUUUUAUUUAUUUGUUGACAUUAUUUAAAGACUGUUUUGACAUUGUGCUCAAGUUGUUGUAAAUAAAGUAAUGUAUACUUGUGCAUCAUCGUUGGAUACACACGAGUGAUCUCGUCUUUUAGUCAUUGCCCGUGGUCAAACACGCUGAAAUAUUGUCGUAUGUAAUUAAUAUGUGCAUUUCAUUUGAUUAGCUGCUCCACAGAGUCGCGAUGGCAAAUCAACAAAUUAAAGUUUACGUUACGUAUGUAUGUUUGGCGAUGACUAAAACUUUUCCGUAGUUAACACAUGGAUUGCAAUUAAAUCCACUCACCAGUGCAUUUCGCUGUUUGAGAAAGGUACUCCCAUAUAAUUUCUUACUGGCAUUUGAUAUAAGUGACCUGUAAAAUUUGUCUUAAAUUGUUUUAAAACAAAGUUUGCACCUUUUAACGAGCGUCAAGACAUUAAGCAUAAAAAGCAAACUAUUCAACAUAUUUUCAAAAUUGAAGAGUUCCAAUUUUCUGAUUGGCUGUCUAUAAUCAACAAAUUAGCAUAUUUUACAACGAUUAUUUUGGCGAGUUUGCCCAUGGGUGAUGGGUAAAAGACGAGAUCAUCCAUGGGUAUGUGACUAUGCUUGUGUAUGUAUUGUAAGGUUUAUUAAAUUAACAACAGGAGUCCUAAA